Messenger RNA from Laetiporus sulphureus 93-53, 501 nucleotides. RefSeq lists its product as uncharacterized. NCBI's taxonomy places the organism in Eukaryota, Fungi, Basidiomycota, Agaricomycetes, Polyporales, Laetiporaceae. The transcript has 4 exons. Bases 1 to 501 code for a protein of 166 amino acids. The record is from RefSeq and is a predicted model, not a curated record.
AUGGGUGCUGAACGGCCAUGGUCUGAGGAGGGCGAGUCGUUGGGUGUAAAGCAGCGCAUAGGUGGGCGAGAGCGGACGCAGGCGGGGUCGUUUGCACACACCAGACCCACGCGCAAGCCCCCACAAGGCAACUCACACCCGUCUGAGCCUCGAACGUCUCGCGCCCUUGUACAGCCAACCGGUGCACUUGCAUUCACGUCCCUCACCACCACAGCGUGUCGUUCGUUCGCCGCUGCCAUCUUCCCCGCACCCAACGAGACGAGUCCACCAUGGCCACCGUCGUCAGCGGCGCCGCAGCAGGAGGGCGAGCCCUUCGUGAUCAGGGAGCGUGUAGGUCAGCCAGAGCGAAGUAGGCAUGGUUGUUUGCACACAUCAGUGUCCUCCCUCUCUAGUUCGACCACCCCAGCGCGCUCUGCGACCUCGAAGCCCUCGCAAGAACGCACGCGAUGCAUCGUGCCCGCGCCUCGCGGAUCGCUCAUCUCUUCUUGCCUUAUACGAUGA